This is a messenger RNA of Mya arenaria, 1494 nucleotides long. RefSeq names its product rho GTPase-activating protein 19-like. The coding region runs from base 1 to 1494 and encodes 497 amino acids. Gene Ontology annotation, biological process: regulation of small GTPase mediated signal transduction; signal transduction. Gene Ontology annotation, molecular function: GTPase activator activity. NCBI's taxonomy places the organism in Eukaryota, Metazoa, Mollusca, Bivalvia, Myida, Myidae. The transcript has 7 exons. The record is from RefSeq and is a predicted model, not a curated record. Gene Ontology annotation, cellular component: cytoplasm.
AUGGUGUGUACACCUAAUAAGAGCUCAUCUUCUUCUGAUAAGUUCACAAGAAUGAAGCAAAAGUAUCUAAUCAAAAAGUGCAACCUGAAGGCCAUGUCGAUCUCCAAUGACCUGUGCGAAUGUAAGGGGGUGUCCCGAGGAACCGUGUCGACCGCGGGAGAUCGCGAGGUAGUGCGUCUCCGUGACACUAUGCCGGAGAAGCUGACGACGUUCUGCAAUGCACACCUAUCCAUCCUUCUCGAGAUGGACGACAACAAGCUCGACAAGAUCGUCCGAAAGCCAGUCACCGACCUUAACGCCAACAAGAAGAAGGCCACCACACUAUUCUCCAAGAAGAAAGAGCGUAGCGCUACCCUGGCCCCGUUGUCAAAGAACCUAGUGUUUGCCAUGUGCAAGCUUGUAGACUAUCUCUCUCGACCAGAAUUCAUCGAGACCGAGGGCAUCUUCCGCAAGACCGGCAACGUGUCGCGACAGAGGCUUCUCAAGGAGUUGGUCCUUGGGGGUACCGGGGACUUCCACCUGGACGACAAAACGUUCUCGCCUCACGACGUGGCCACCGUCCUCAAGCAGAUCCUAUCUGAGCUGCCCGACCCUCUCCUCACUCACAAACACUACGAAUCUCACAUCAAGAUAGCUGACAUGAGCAAGUUGUGUCUUACGGCGCGAGAGAAGAAGCACGCACUAGAGAAGCAGGUCAAGUCCCUUCAGCUACUGAUGUUGAUGCUGCCCCGGGAGAACGCAGCCUUCCUCGAGACCCUCUUCAAGCUGUUGAGCCGAACCACACGCUGUCCGGAGAACAAAAUGGCCGCCACAUCCCUCGGUGUCGUAUUUGCGCCCAGCCUCAUCUGUCCCCGAAAGCUUUCCGCUGAGGGCCUCCAAAGCGUCUCUGGAACCCUGAGCAAAGUCGUCACACUGAUGAUCGAGAAUAUGGAGUCAAUCUUCAAAGUCCCUUGUGAGAUUGCAGCCGACGUAGCGAAUUUCUGGCAGGAGAUGGAAGACCCGAGCAUGGAGCUGCUCACUGCACAGGCCUGCAACGAGAAGAAGGCUAAGAACGGCAGCUCGAGCGCCAUGAAAACUGUCAACACGUUCGCGGAGAGAAAGUCACCCGAGGAAUACACAUUCGUCGAGGAAACACAGACCGCCCUGGCUCAACCGAUUGCCCGUGUCCAGCCUGCGAAGAAACUUCUUAAACAGUUAAAUCGUGCCACCAACGUGCAAUGCAACACAAAGAAGGGAAAGCAUUCGCGCAGUAGGUCCUUUGGCGAAUCACUAAAGAAGCACUUCCCCCUGCUGUCGAAGAGCAUGUUACGUAACCUGAGCGACAACGAUAAAUUGCUAUUGAGCGUGGCUACCCCCGUCACCAACGAUACUAGCUUCGCCAACAUCACCUACUUAAAUACCACAUGCAAUAAAUACACACCAUUCAUCCGUAACAGUGCAGCUGUUCACAUCGUCGACCUGAGUGCCUCUCCAUGUGACGUAGAGCCCCAGUGA